Trypanosoma theileri is the source of this 1440-nucleotide messenger RNA. RefSeq lists its product as uncharacterized. The transcript has a single exon. The record is from RefSeq and is a predicted model, not a curated record. NCBI's taxonomy places the organism in Eukaryota, Euglenozoa, Kinetoplastea, Trypanosomatida, Trypanosomatidae. Bases 1 to 1440 code for a protein of 479 amino acids.
AUGUCCCAGCAACGUGAAGAUGUUGUGUUAGAGAUAGCGACGAUGCUUCUCACGGAACAACACAGUCAAAUUCUCCAGCGAUAUCACAAUCAUGUCCUCUUUUUACAGGAUGCCUUCUUUAGUGCUGAACAGCAAAAACAAGAAUCAUUUGACUUGGCAUGUACAUUUCUACUUUUGCCUGUUGCGACCCCAAGUUCUCUCACUUCGGCCCAAAUUGAAGAAUUUGAACAACGAUGGCAGUGUCUUGUACGUAUGUUUGAAACAACAUGUCAAGAUGAAAUUAAAUUGUUUCGAUCUGAUGGGGAUGCACUAAAGCAGCAGAUGAAUCAAAUCAUUGCAGUAUCCGGUGAAAAAUGGAAAAAAGCAGAAAGACGCCGUCAGGAUGAUUUUAUGGAAAUGUCUAUUGCAUGCCAGAAGGAAGUUGCUGCAAUUACAGCAGAACUACAAUCAGGGGUAUUACGUUAUUUUCAGGAUUCUCGAAUGAGUACCGUAUUGGAAGAAGCAUUGCGUGCAAAAGUAGAUGAGAUGCGAGAGUUGAAUAGUCAAUUGGAGGAGUUAACAGAAUUACGCCUAAAAGACUUCACUGAACACCAAAAAACUUUACAGGAGGAAAGAGAAAAGUAUCGACAACGAUUUAUCUCAGUACAACAAGAGACUUCUAAGACGGUUGAGGAACUCACAAUAGAGAUUGAAGAACGACAAAAACAAUAUAUGCGAGAGGUACGGGAAAUGCAACGUCAACAUACAUCACGUCUAGAAGUGUUAGAAAAACAACUUGAGGAUGAACGAGAAGAACGUGAAGCCGAGCGCAAACAUCACACAGAGGAAAUGGAUCGUUAUCGAUCCACCGUAAAAAAAUUAGAAGAGGAAAGGACACAGUUAACACAAGGAACAGUAGAACUUCAAACACAGAUAGAUGAAUGGCGUCGCCGAUACUCUGAACGGGAUUCACAAGCAAAGAUGGAGUUAAUUGAAUAUCAAACACUUGCAGAGGCAUUACGAGUAGAAGAAGCGCAAGAGUUUCGUAAACAAUUAGUUGGAGCGGUUCGCCGCGGUGUAACCUCAUCUGUUGCGGCACUUGCAUCUAUCGCAACUUCUCCUCCAGCAACCACAACAGCAAUGAGCGGCCAUAGUAACAACUCCAUAUCGCCUAUGGUUUAUAAGAAUGACAAUCAUGUCUCUCCUUCACCUAAAGGGGAUCGAUCGUUUCUGUGGAAAUCAACGGCUAAUGGUGUUCAGUCCCGUAAUGAAAAUACAACUGGGGAUUUUUUUUCUGUUCCCUACAAGGAUGAAAGUCGUCCCACACCGUUUACAUCCAAUGUAAGAGAAAAUCCAUCUUCAAAUCCUCUUGUUAAUUUACCAGUUCAUACCCCAACGGCAAGUUAUGUCAAACUCAUGAACUUAUCUGAGCAGUUAAAAAGGCAUAUUGAGCUUCAGUAA